GGGCAUCAUCAAAAAAACCCCCCCAAAAAAACGAAUAAAACAGCCUGUGAUGGAGCUGUGAACGCUACAUUUCACCUCCUCCUUUGCUUUCUCCCAUUACACACUCUUUCUCUCUAAACACUGACACCACCACCACCACCACGUACAACGACCAACCUUUCCUCCUCCUCCUUCUUCUUCUUCUUAUUCUUUGAGUCAAUCAUGAAAUCCAUUAUCCACAGCUUUCAGAAGGGAAGCUAUAUACCCGCCAUGACCACAACCCAAGCGCUCCCGGUCUCGCAAGCCGAUGACUCGAAAGAACAAGGCCUACGCAGAAGGCUCUCCUCUCUCUCCUUCAAGAUCCAGCCCAUGGCUUCCCCUGCAACUUCGUGGGCAUUCCGCAGGUCCAAGUCUGUGUCUUCCAUGGGAGAAUACGCAGGCGGUUCCAUAAGGAAAUGGUGGGACUGGGGCUGGUCUUGGGUUCUCUCCAGGAAGCCCAUUUUCGCUUCAGAUCUGGAAAUGAACGAGGAAGAAACCAAGAAUCUCGGUUCUCAAAACAGAGGAAGCUGGAGACAUGUUUUCUACAAGGUCAGGUCUGAGAUCAGAAAGCUUGUCGGCUCUGACCAUGUCGGCCUUCCUCAAACCUACAGGUAUGAUUCCUACAACUACUCCAAGAAUUUUGACGACGGACUUAAUGUGAGAACCCAAGGCUGAUAACAAACAAACAUAUCAGCCUGCAUGCGUGAUAUAUUAUGGCUACUAGCUCUGAUUCAAUAAGGUUCAAGAUCCAGAUCAAGACUAGAAUUUUGUAUGGCUUUUGUUUGUUCUUUAACUUCUUUUGAUCAUGUCAAUGUUCAUCCAUCAACAUUAUUACUUUGCCUGUAAUUAGACAGAAUAUUGUAUUACGUGGGAUUGUUUGGAAUGGCGGCUUAGAAGUAGUACUGUCUCUGUUCUUUGGUAAAAUUACCCUGCAAAUUGCAGCACCAUUGUUGUCCAUAUUUAAAGUUUCAAGCCACGGAUUUGUCAAAUUGCAGGCAGGGGGUUGGUCGUCGUUGCCAUCAUUAGACAGCUUGUUGUACGUUAGUAAAUAUGGUUGUUAUUUUUUUUAUUUUUUAUUUUUGAUUACUUCUUCAUUGUACAAGUAUUACUCCUCCCUUAUGUUAAUGUAUUCUUUCUUCCAA
Molecule: messenger RNA, 1160 nt
Organism: Alnus glutinosa
Lineage: Eukaryota; Viridiplantae; Streptophyta; Magnoliopsida; Fagales; Betulaceae
Exons: 1
Coding region: 202-693 (163 amino acids)
Source: RefSeq, a predicted model, not a curated record